This is a messenger RNA of Saccostrea cuccullata (small rock oyster), 843 nucleotides long. RefSeq lists its product as uncharacterized. The transcript has 3 exons. NCBI's taxonomy places the organism in Eukaryota, Metazoa, Mollusca, Bivalvia, Ostreida, Ostreidae. The record is from RefSeq and is a predicted model, not a curated record. Bases 1 to 843 code for a protein of 280 amino acids.
AUGUAUGCGUUUGUGACAGAGUGCCUGGUAGAAGAGAGAGAUCUGAAAUUUUUCCUUACUAUAGCCUCUCUUCACGUUAUAGCCGAAUAUUGUUGGCCAUGGGAGAAAGAAAAAUGUGAGGGAGAAAGAUGUCUUUAUGUUCCAUUGGACUUAUACGAUUUUGUGAUAAAUAAGCAACAGACUGCUGUGAUCAAAUUGCAUAGACGAAUGCUGUCCGAUUCUACAUUUAGAGGGAAAAUCAUAGAUAUUUUAAAGGUACCCCAAGAAGUAUUAGAAUGGGGUCAAAAGGCACGAGAGCGAUACACAGAGUACGCCAAUAAAGGAACACAAACGAUACAUCAUGCCAGGGGGAUGAUUGUAGGAUGUGCUGCAGCCGGCAAGACCACGCUUCUAAAACGUUUACUCGGACGAAGUGAAGAAGAGAUACUGAACGUCACAUCAACGGAGGGACUUGAAGUACAUGAAGAAACAUUUGAAGUUUGUGAUAAAACACUGAGAGUUAAUCCUUUAAGGGAAGUGUGUUACUUGCUACAAAAGAAGAAAAAUAAAUAUGACCAUAAUGUAAACCAAGAUUCUAACAGAAGCAAUUUGAGUUUCUUUGACUUCGGGGGACAGUGUGCGUACUACGCCUGUCACCAGAUAUACCUGACCAGGAGAGCCUUCUAUGUUGUGGUGGUGGACGCUUCUAAACCUCUCGACCAGAUUGUUGACAAGGAAGUAUGUGAUCAGGCAGACACAGUUUUUGCUGACUGGACAUAUAAUGGUACACGUUAUGGUCCUUCUUUAGAAAAGAUUACCGUCAUUUGUUUACAUAUGUCAUUUAAUAUCAAUUUCAUGCUUUAA